Molecule: messenger RNA, 651 nt
Organism: Macrosteles quadrilineatus (aster leafhopper)
Lineage: Eukaryota; Metazoa; Arthropoda; Insecta; Hemiptera; Cicadellidae
Exons: 4
Coding region: 21-608 (195 amino acids)
Cellular component (GO): chitin-based extracellular matrix
Molecular function (GO): structural constituent of chitin-based larval cuticle
Source: RefSeq, a predicted model, not a curated record
CCGUACCCGGCGACCCAGCCAUGUGGACCCUCUUACAGGUGCUGAUUGGUGUGUUCCUAUCAGUCCAAGGUGCCUCCAUCAUUCAACCAGACUGGGGUUACUACUUUGACCAGGAUGACCAGGGCCCUGGGACCUACUCAUGGGGUUAUGACAUAGAAGACGCGUCGACUCGCAACGUCCAGUUCCGUAGAGAGAGACGGUUGCCCAAUGGAACUGUGACAGGAAGCUACGGACUGGUGGAACCAGACGGAAACAUCAAGAUAGUCCACUACACAGCUGACACGCAGGGAUACAGGGUUGUAAUAGAAAACAGCCUUCGAGGUGAUGAAAGCCACCCCCUACCUACCCCUCCAGGACCUAAGUGGGGGCUCAACCCCUCCCCUCCCAUCUGGGACCUCCUAUGGAAUCCACCACCAAGAGACCAUCGGCAACACUCCCCAACCUUGACCCAUGCAUUGCAGUCCCUGGAGACCCUAGGCUCUCCACUCCAAGAGGAGAGGACACCUCCGGUCUACCGGGACAGAUCCCCCGACCCCAUGGACACCCAGGAGGCAGAUCAGUCCCCCAGCUAUCCUGUGUACCUCCCUCCACCCAGGCAACAAGUGUAGGUUUAGUCUUUGUAAAUUACUAAUAAAAUAUUAUUUAUGCUGA